AUGAAGAACCAGUACGCUGCUGGUGUCACCCCUGGUCUGGCAUUUGCGGUCUACUAUUGUGGUAGAGACGAUAUUGCCUUCGAACUCAGAUGGUGCAAGAGCACUGUCACUUUGAAUGGGCCUGAGCAGUCUCUUUCUUUAUGUGGUACGCGCAUGUCGUCGAUCCAGGAUAUCAAGACACCACCUUCAGGUGACGCAACGGUAGCCUGUCUCCUCGAGGUCAAGGGCGAUCUUUAUGCUCUUGGUCCUGCACAUCUUCUCACUCGGAAAAACGCUGCCAAGUCUCAGGAGCAGUUGCUCGCUGAGUUGCUACAGAUGGACGAAGACAAAGACGAGGGCAUCGCUUGGGAGGAAGAUGAAGACAACGACAGCGACUACGAGGAAAGCGACGGUGGUUAUGCCUCAGCCAAAGACAUCAUAUCCGAUAAGGAUAUGCUUAACAGUAAUACAACACCACCCGAUAGUCUCUCUCCUUCGCCACGAGAAGGCACUCACGAUCCAAGGGAUGAAGGUGUCACGGUUUUGUUUCCGGGCCCAGAUGACCUACAGGACGACAACGCGGACGGCGAUUGGGCGGUUGCACUCAUUCAGAAGCCUGAGCAACAGCUGCCGAACUUGUACUCUGUGGAGCAGCAAGUCUCUGUGCAGGGAUCUCCGAAGCAGGAAGCUCCUAAGCUCCGACACAUAGUCGAUUUUGCGAGUGAGCCAUCCAAAGACGAUACCGAGCCUAUAGUGGAGAGGUCCGUCCAUAUACUCACCUCUUCCUCGACAAAGCAGGGCAAGCUCCUCCCAGGGUUCGCCAACAUUUCCGGUCUAAGCGGACGCGGACACUGCAACGUACAUAUUGUGGCGAUCGACGAAUCCGAUGGUAUCGUAGCCGGCGACUCAGGAUCUCUUGUCGUUGAUGCGCAAACUUCCCUGGCAUAUGGUCAUGUCGUGGCCACAAACUCGCAAGGCUAUGCCUACGUUGUGCCCCUGUACACAACAAUCCGUCAGAUGAAGGCAUUCUUCGGGACCGCCAACGUCCGUUUGCCAGAACCCCUACAUCUGUUGUCUCGAGUAGCACUUCAUUACGUUGCCACUAAGCAUUUCUGCCAAGCUGAAGAAGCUAUCAUCGCAUGCACCGAUCUUGUGCAAGAUAUUUGCAACUCUCGCCAAUGGGAGCGACUAGCCCAUUGGAUCAGGUCUUCCACGGCACGAACUAACCUGCUUGACAUUUGGGAUGACAAGCUGGCACAGCUCUUUGUAAGUCCACAUCAGACGACAUUUGUAUAA
Molecule: messenger RNA, 1275 nt
Organism: Alternaria ventricosa
Lineage: Eukaryota; Fungi; Ascomycota; Dothideomycetes; Pleosporales; Pleosporaceae
Exons: 2
Coding region: 1-1275 (424 amino acids)
Source: RefSeq, a predicted model, not a curated record